This is a messenger RNA of Chaetura pelagica (chimney swift), 2901 nucleotides long. It is a transcript of the gene CEP120, whose product is annotated as centrosomal protein 120kDa. Lineage: Eukaryota; Metazoa; Chordata; Aves; Apodiformes; Apodidae. Bases 25 to 2901 code for a protein of 958 amino acids. Gene Ontology annotation, biological process: positive regulation of centriole elongation; interkinetic nuclear migration; centrosome cycle. Gene Ontology annotation, cellular component: centrosome; centriole. The transcript is spliced from 19 exons. The record is from RefSeq and is a predicted model, not a curated record.
UAUUUUCCAAAACGAACCAAGCAUAUGCUUAUAGUUGAAGCAAAGUUUGAUGGUGAACAGUUGGCUACUGAUCCUGUAGAGCAUACUGAUCAGCCAGAAUUUGCUACAGAAUUGGCUUGGGAACUUGAUAGGAAAGCACUUCAUCAGCACAGGCUGCAGCGUACACCUAUCAAACUCCAGUGUUUUGCAUUUGAUCCUGUAUCUUCAGCUAAAGAGAAUAUAGGCUAUAUUGUACUUGAUUUAAGGGCUGCGCAGGAGAAGAAACAGGCACCGAAAUGGUAUCCACUGCUUAGUAACAAGUACACUAAAUUUAAAUCUGAAAUACAAGUAGGUGUUGUGUUGGAGACUGAUUCAAAAACAUUCGUUGAUGGCUUUAAAGCAAGGGAGGCACCCCCUAGAGAAGGGAAAGCAUCUGCCCUUCUUUCUGGACUAGACCCUAAAAGUGUUGUACCAGUCUUGAAUGAAGAAGAGGGUUAUCAUCAAAUUGGACCAGAAGAGUAUUGCAGAGACUACUUUGUCCUGUCAGUAACCAUUGCAUUUGCCACACAGCUGGAACAGUUAGUUCCUAGUACUAUGAAGCUUCCUGAACGACGACCUGAGUUUUUUUUCUACUACUCAUUACUGGGAAAUGAUGUCACAAAUGAACCUUUCACUGAUUUAAUCAAUCCAAACUUCGAGCCAGAAAGAGCUUCAGUUCGAAUACGUAGUACAACUGAUGUCCUUCAAGUUUAUUUUUGUGCACAGUCAAAAUUGCAGAUCCAUCUUUGCUGUGGGGACCAGUCUCUUGGAAGCACCGAAGUACCCUUGUCUGGACUACUGAAGAAAGGAAAUAUGGAUCAACACCCUGUGGCAGUAGAAGGAGCAUUUGUCCUUAUUCCACCAAACAGAGCUAAACAGAAACUGCCACAGUUGCCUUUGGAUAUGGCUCCUACUGUUGGGGUAUCUAUAAUUCUGCAGAGGGAGAGCUUGAGUUCUCAGCCUUUGAUUCCCUUACAUGCUCCAACUGAACCUAAACAGCCACAGGAGAAAGUUCUUUCACCCAUUAGUGGAAAAACAGAGGGCCUGCAGGAGAGAUCCCAGAAUAUCCCAUCUCAAGCCUCCCACUCCUCUUCAGCAGAAGAUGAAGCAACAGAAAGUGAAGUGGAAAGUCUUAAGUUUGAAAAAGGCACAAGUCUAAAGACAAAAGCUGAUAAAGGUGCAGCGGCUGCAUCUCAGCCCAACCCUGGGAGUGCUUCCAGUUCGUCUGAGCCCAAGUCAGGACAGAAAAUUGUAAUUCCAGCAGCCUCUCACCAUUUUUGCUUUUCAAUAGACUUACGAAGUAUACGCAGUCUGGAAGUUGGUUUUCCUAUAAAUUGUGUUUUAAGGUACUUGUAUCCAUUUUUUGGCAGUGCAGCACCUAUUAUAACAAGUCCACCUGUAGAAGUCAGAAAGAAUAUGGAAGUCUUUCUCCCACAGUCCUGCUGUGCAUUUGACUUUGCAGCUACACCUCAUCAGCUUCAAGAUACAUUUUUCAGAUUACCUCUGCUAGUUGAAUUGUGGCACAAGGAUAAAACAGCAAAAGACUUACUUCUAGGCAUGGCAAGACUUCAGCUGUCAAAUGUUUUAGCUUCAGAAAAAACCCGUUUCUUGGCUGGUAAUGGCGAACAAUGCUGGCGUCAGACUUCUAACGAAACAGUCAGUGUCACAGCAGCACAAGGGUCAGGCAACAGGAUAGCAGAGCUUUCAUAUGCUAUCACUUUGGAAGACUACGGGCUUGUGAAAAUGCAAGAAAUUCUGGUGUCAGAUUCUUCUCAAUGUGCAGGUGCUGGUCAGCAAUGUCGUGUCCCUCAUGUUCAGACUUAUUGUGCUCCACAAAACCAUCCAGGACCUCGAGAAACUCAUGAAUACAAAGCAGCACUGGAGUUAGAAAUGUGGAAAGAAAUGCAAGAGGACAUUUUUGAAAAUGAGCUUAAAAAAAAGGAAACAGCCCAUAUGCAAGCACUUGCAGAAGAAUGGAAAAAAAGAGAUAGAGAGAGAGAAGCAGUAGUAAAGAAAAAGGUAGCAGAAUAUACUGCUUUGGAAGAACAACUUCAGAAAACCUUGAGAGAUCUAGAUAAAAGAGAACGACAGCUUUUCAGUGCUGAAUCAGAGCUUCAUAGAGUAAAGAAGGAGUUGCAAGCAGAGCAUGAACGAAAACUGCAGGAACUACAGGAUUCUAUACGACGAGCCAAAGAAGAAUGUACACACCAAGUUGAGCUAGAAAGGUCAAAAAUCAAACAGCUGGAAGAAGACAAGCUUCGUUUACAUCAGCAGCUUCAUGAAGCAGAAAAUAAGCAUAAGAUUUUGGAGAAGGAGUUCCAGCAAUACAAAGAACAGCAAAGCAGCAAACCAGAAAUCCAGCUACAAUCAGAAAUAAAUCUUCUCACUUUAGAAAAGGUUGAACUUGAAAGAAAGUUAGAGUCAGCUACCAAGUCAAAGCUCCAUUACAAACAACAAUGGACAAGGGCUUUGAAAGAACUUGCAAGGUUAAAACAGCGUGAACAAGAAAAUGCAAUGGCUCACCUUAAAAAACAGCAACAAGAGCUGGAGCACAUGAGAUUGCGCUAUUUGGCAGCAGAAGAAAAAGAACUGGGUAAGACAGACCGGCAAGAGCUGGAGGAUAUCAGAAAUGAACUUAACAGGCUAAAGAAAAAAGAGGAAGAGAGAAAGCAACUGCAAGAGAUUAGAGAUAAUUCUGCUGGUAUAGUGGAUAGUCUUCAUUCUAGAAAAAUAAAUGAGAACAUGGAUGAUUACCUCUCUCGUCUGGUAGAAGAGAGGGAUACCCUGUUGAGAACAGGAGUAUAUAAUCAUGAAGACCAUAUUGUAAGUGAACUUGAUCGUCAAAUCAGAGAAGCUGUUGCAAAAAGGAGCAUCAGUAAGUGA